AUGGCACCUGAUUCUGUUGUAUUAUAUUUGGAUUUAAUAUCCUUUGAAUCAGAAUUAUUAAGUAGUAAAAUCAGAGAUGUGCCAAUGAAGGAUAAAUUUAAAUUGAUAUGGAAUCCGAUUUAUUAUUCCUUUGCUUAUAUAGAUGAAGAAGAUGUUGCGGAGGAUGAACAAUUAGAGAGAGAAAAGUUUGACUAUCUCCUGAAGAAUAUUUACUCGGGUGAAUAUAUGUUUAAUUUAAUGACCAAUGCAGAUAUUUGGAAGAUUGAUUUAAUUAGAGAUCAAACAUUUAUUAUAAAACAGCUUACGCAAAUAUCUUGGGAAAAGUUUGCUGAAAUUUCUACUAGAUUGAAUCUUUGGAAAUUGAAAUCAUUUGCUGAGAAGUUUGUGGAAUGUUUAGGAAGAUAUGUACUCGUAUACAUACCUAUUGAAUUAAGAAGUAAUAGAAAGUUUAUGUUACAUGCUAUUAAGCUGGAUAGACAUGCUCUUGGAUUUGCUUCUGAAGAAAUCAGAAAUGAUAGGGAAAUUGUAAUGGAAUCUGUUAAACAAACUGGAUGGGUUCUCAAGCAUGCAUCUGAUGAAUUGAAAAGAGACAAAACAAUUGUUCUUCAUGCUGUUAAGCAAAAUGGGCAUGCACUUCAAUUUGCUUCUGAAGAAUUGAGAAAUGAUAGAGAGAUUGAUGGAGGCGGUUAA
This is a messenger RNA of Naegleria gruberi, 690 nucleotides long. RefSeq lists its product as uncharacterized. The record is from RefSeq and is a predicted model, not a curated record. The transcript has a single exon. Lineage: Eukaryota; Heterolobosea; Eutetramitea; Acrasida; Naegleriidae. Bases 1 to 690 code for a protein of 229 amino acids.